GGAAACGGCAUUCUAGUAUUCGCAAUAUCACAACAGCGACUGCCAGUCAUGCAGACGGCAGCGCUUGUGUAGAGCAAACGAUUUAGGCAGGUGCCAUGUACCGAUAAUGAUGAUGACAAAAUGGAGAGGGACUAACACCGAUAAACGCCGUUUAUCAGCAAAGAGGCAUCCAUCCGCCGGCCUAUCUCUCUGUCCCUAGUCCGAGCUCUUUCAGUACUGUAUUCUAGCAUUUCUCAUUUCCCCAUACCUAGCUUGAGCAAACAACAAUCAUCAUGUCGAGUACCAAUCCCAAAGACACGCGCCCGCCACCCAAGGACUUGUCGCAUCACCUAUCCCGCAAUGCCAAGAGCAGACAGCCUAGCUCGAUCAAGCAGUUCUACAAGUACUUUCAGAUUCCAGGCAUCGGUCAAUUAGCUGGAGGUCUACCGAACCAAUACUACUUUCCCUUCGACACACUAGAGGCAAAGGUUGCACUGCCGGAGAGAUGGACGCCUACCGACAACAAGCCCGUUGACCCUCCCUCGGCCGCCACUUCGUCCCUCAAGAAUGGAAGCCCUCUCCACCAGGCCCAAUCAGUCUUGAAGGUGCCUCACACUUCUCACGAGCAAAACCCACUCAAGAAGAUUGACCUUGCCUCUGCUCUGCAAUACGGUCAAGCUCAAGGAUACCCGCCGCUUUACUACUUCCUCCGCCAAUUCACCCAAGAGAACCUACACCCCAACUGUCCUUACAAGGGUGGUCCUGAGAUUGUCCUGACCUGCGGAAGUACAGAUGGCUUCUCCAAGGCUCUUGCCGCCUUGUCAAACGAAUGGAGCGAAGAGAAGGAUUGGGUCCGCGACCGUCAAGGUCUGCUUGUCGAGGAGUUCUGCUACAUGAACGCUAUUCAAGCCGCCAGACCAAGAGGCUUGAACAUUGCCCCCGUCAAGAUUGAUGACGAGGGCAUGCUUGCCGAGGGUCCCGGUGGUCUUCGUGAUGUCCUCGAGAAUUGGGACUACAAGAAGGGAAAGAGACCUCACUUGAUGUACACUGUCACCAUGGGCCAGAACCCUACCUCUGGUGUCCUUUCUCUUCAGCGUCGUCGUGACCUCUAUGCUCUCUGCUCAAAGUACGAUGUCAUCAUUGUGGAGGACGACCCUUACUGGUACUUGCAGUUCCCCUCGUCGACCAACUCUGACAGAGUCUUUACUCCUCAGUCAUCAAAGUGGAAGUCUUCUGGCUACGACUUCCUCGACUCGCUGGUCCCCUCUUACAUCAACAUCGAUACUGAUGGUCGUGUUCUCCGUCUUGACACUUUCUCCAAGACUGUAGCCCCUGGCUGCCGUCUCGGCUGGAUCACCGGACAGCCCGACCUGAUCGAGCGCAUCCUACGUUUGACAGAGACCAGUACCCAACAGCCCUCCGGCUUCGUUCAAUCCAUGAUUGCCGAACUUAUCAUUGGUCCUCAAGCUGACGACAUCGAUCCUGGCAAAGGCCCCUCCAACGGCAAAGGCUGGAGCACCGCAGGCUGGGUCCGCUGGCUCGAAGGCCUUCGCGGAAACUACGAACGCCGCAUGAACUCCAUGUGCAGCAUCCUCGACACGGGCCGCGAACUCGUCAAAGUCGGCCGUCGCAGCUCCCUGAGUAACUUAUCUCUCGACUCUGACGAUGAAUGGGCCGUCGUGCAGACGACCACCGCAUACUCCUUCGACUGGCCCGUAGGCGGCAUGUUCGUCUGGGUAAAAAUGCACUUUGACACCCACCCCCUCGCCUUGAAAAUCCCAGGUGCACGUCUCUCCCGCGCCCUCUGGAUCUUCUGGACCAUGAAACCCUACCUCGUCCUCGUAUCCCCCGGUCUCAUCUUCUCCCCCACCGAAGAAAUUCGCAAUCGCGACGGCUACAAAUUCUUCCGUCUCUGCUUUGCUGCUUGCGAUGACAAGGAAAUUGAACCUAUUAGCAGAAGAUUUGUGGAUGCGGUGAAUGAUUUCUGGAAAAUCAAGAGUGUCAAGAAGAUUGAUGAGUUGCUUGAGGAGGAGGAGUCGGGAGUUGAGCAGAGGGCUGGGGAGGCUGAUAUGGCUAAAUUGGCUAGUUUCAUGGGACCGUGCUAGACUUCUUUGGAAUAGAGUUGAGUAAAGGUAUAGGCGUU
Messenger RNA from Aureobasidium subglaciale EXF-2481, 2122 nucleotides. RefSeq lists its product as uncharacterized. The coding region runs from base 273 to 2084 and encodes 603 amino acids. Gene Ontology annotation, biological process: biosynthetic process. The transcript has a single exon. NCBI's taxonomy places the organism in Eukaryota, Fungi, Ascomycota, Dothideomycetes, Dothideales, Saccotheciaceae. Gene Ontology annotation, molecular function: transaminase activity; pyridoxal phosphate binding. The record is from RefSeq and is a predicted model, not a curated record.